Molecule: messenger RNA, 12646 nt
Organism: Diorhabda carinulata
Lineage: Eukaryota; Metazoa; Arthropoda; Insecta; Coleoptera; Chrysomelidae
Gene: MCU
Product: calcium uniporter protein, mitochondrial
Exons: 7
Coding region: 8-1342 (444 amino acids)
Biological process (GO): mitochondrial calcium ion homeostasis; calcium import into the mitochondrion
Cellular component (GO): uniplex complex; mitochondrial inner membrane
Molecular function (GO): calcium channel activity; uniporter activity
Source: RefSeq, a predicted model, not a curated record
CCAUAAAAUGGCGUUGCCCAGGGUACUGUGUCGCGCUCGUCUGCUUUUAAAUAACGAUAUUUUCGUGGUUUCAAAAUAUUUUUCAAUAGUGAAUACUGUUUUAAUAAAUAAAACGGUGUACGUGCGAACUGUGCGAGAUUUCAGGACACAUUAUUCGGCAAGUGAAGUGUUAAAUUCGAACAAAAAACCGGAAUUAGAACAAUCGAGUUCGUCUUCUUCAUCAUCGUCUUCCUCGGAUAGUGAUAUAGACAGUGACUCCGAAUCUGAAGACGGACAACUAUUUCAGGACGCGAAAAUUCCUGAAAAUUUUCCAUUAACUGAUAAAGACGUAACAGUGGAAUACCACAAAGGACUGCCUCAAAUUACAGUGCCCUUGCCGAGUCGAAAAGAAAGAUGUAAAUUCACACUAAAACCGAUUACUAAUACCGUAGGGGACUUUUUAGAAAUGUUAAAACGAGAAGAUAAAGGAAUCGACAGGGUGGUGUGUAAAUGUCGCGACGAUACUCGAAUAGCGUCUUCCAAUACUAUAGAAACUUUAUUAGAUGAUGAUUUCAAAUUAGUGAUUAACGACUGUUCCUAUAAUGUUAUUUCUCCGAAACACGAGAGAGUUACAGGAGAAGAAAUACAAAGACUUAAUGACAUCAAAAAUUUAGUUAGCCAAUUGUACGAAGCAAUGCAUGUCGAAGAACAUCAGAUCUCCAAGGAAAAAGAACUGGUGACUCAACUGGAGACAAUCAAAAAAGAAUUAUUACCACUAGAACAGUUGAAAAAUGAUAUUGAACUAGUUGCCUAUCGGAAAGGUAAUUGGCUGGCGUGGGCGGGAUUAGGAUUGAUGUCAGUCCAAUUUGGUAUCUUGGCCAGGUUAACCUGGUGGGAAUACUCAUGGGAUAUUAUGGAACCUGUUACAUACUUUGUUACCUAUGGUACUGCUAUGGCGUGUUAUGCCUAUUUUGUUCUCACUAAAGAGGAAUACAUUUUACAAGAUGUCAGGAACAGACAGCAUUUGAUGGUAAUUCAUAAAAAAUCUAAACAAAUAGGUUUGGACAUUACGCAAUACAACAUGCUUAAACAAGAAGCUGCUAGAAUAGAAUACACAUUGAAGAAACUAAGGAAUCCCUUGAAAUUGAAGUUGCCCCCUAAACAGACGUCCUCCCAAUUAGCUUCAACCGGAACAGGCAAUGUUACGGUAACUUUAGUCAACGAUCCCACAACCCAACCCAAAGUUGUUUUAGAUCCCAGUGUUACACCUUUAGUUUCUAAAGAUAUUAAACCCACAGAAGAUUCGAAGACUACUAAUGAAGAUUCUUCGAAAUGUGUUGUGGAAAAUGAACCCAAAAAAUGAUGAAUACCUUUGAUAAGGAGGAAUGUUGGUUUUUUUGCUCUCAAUUCGUUAUUAUUAUGUUAUUUAUUGAUUUGUAGAUUUAAAAUUAUGAAGAACAGAUCUCCGUUAAGCAAAAGAAAACAAUAAAUAUUAAUUUGCAUCUAAUGUCUCGAGAAAUAUUUUUUUAUUUAUUUACUAGUUCAAAUUCGAGUCAUUUCUCACAUAUAAUUUUUUAGACACUCCAUUUCGCCAUCCCCCCAACUUUUUCCAUCCAUUUUUCUAUACAUGGCUAGUAACUUUUGCAAGAAUCGGGAAAAAAAUUAUAAAACUACUCAAGCAAAAGUGAACACUUAAUAUUUUCAAAUAUUAUUUCGAUAGAAUAAUUGACAAAUUGGAAACGUUAUAUAUCAUGCUAUAAAGGGUUCAAAUCGCCCAAAAGGUACUUAUAUUGUUCACAGUUUGUUAUGGUUAUUGCAAACAUAUCAAAUAUCAAAACAAGACUAGGAAACUUGAUUGGAUCACGAUUCAUUAUGGAGACUUGAAAGAUCUAUUGUGCUCUCUCCUUCACUAAAUUUCCAAGGGCUGUCCCAAUCUAUUAUUUUCUUCCUGAUCUUCAAACAAAUGCUAGAAUAUCUGCAGGCUUCAAUUUAGGAAGAUCCUCAUGUUUUAUUCAGUGUUCUUUGAAUUAUGAAGUUCUGAGAUCGUAUAGUGUCUAGCAAUUAGCAAGUAUUUGGAUAGAUGUUAUCUCAUGUUAUCUCACUGAAGGAAUUUCUUGAGGUAUCCAAUGGAUUUUUACCAUCUGUUCUGACCUUAGUUUCCUAAUGUGUUUUCGCUUGUCUUAACCGUACUGUAUUGUUGCAAUAUUGUAUCUUUAAUUGAUUCCACAAAACUGCUCUGGUUCCCAAUUUCUUCAGGUAUCCAAUGAAUUCUUCUAAACACUUCUGACCUUAGUUUCCUAUUAGUGUUUUCACUUGUCUUAACCGUACAGCGUUGUUGCAAUAUUGUGUCUUUGAUGAUUACAAAAAACUGCUUUGGUCCUCAAAUUCUUGAGGUAUCUAAUGAAUUAUUCCAAAAUCUUCUGAUCUUAGUUUCCUAUUAGUGUUUUUUCUUGUCUUAACCGUACUGUGUUGCAAUAUUGUAUCUUUGACGAUUCCACAAAACUGCUCUGGUCCCUUGGGAUGUUUGUGCUCCUUUCUGUGUUAGUUUAUCAGCUAUCUCCUUUUUUUCGACUCCAGUACCCAAAAUAGGACAACUUUGUGACUAUAAAACUUCUUAUAAAAAAGUUUUUUAAUGUGAUUCAUACAAGAAAACAAUGUUUUUCAUUACAGAAUGAAUAUACCAUACAUCCCAAGCGAGAUUAAGCCAUACCUGCGAAUUUCCUAUAUAUUUUAUUUUUAUUGCUACACUAGCACUCAAUGUUAGACGCGCGGUUCGAUAACCAAGUUAUUGUCUUCAUAGACAGAACUUGGUGAUCGAAACGGGCGUCAGACAAUGAAAUUCUGCUUGUUGGUGAAGUGGUAACAAUGAAUAUAAGUUUGAAUAUUAACAACGCUUACUCUCAACUUAGUAUACGUUUUAUUUUGCUCGGUGAAAUAUUUUUUUAAUUAGUUUCUCAAGAAACCUUAGACUUGUUCUUAUAGCGUUGUAAUGUAUAAUUUACCCUCAUUUUGCGACCCCAAUUGCUUUUUUUUCUUGUGUUUCAUUUUGGGACUUUCUGCAAAUAUGAGUCUUUUUGCUAAAUCCAAUACUUAUACAGAACACGUCCAAGUCUAGGAAAAAUUGUCAAAUAAAGAAUAUGGAAAACACACUUUUAGUAAUCUAAUAACAAUAAAGAAAUAAAAUAUAGCUCAAUGCAGGUCAAAAUUUCCGAAAACUACUUAAUUUAUACAGAGGUCGGUAUAAGUCGGGCAUCAAAUUUGCAUUAAAAGAAAAAAAAUACAGCGUCAAAAUUAAUUUAUUAAAAGAAAUUACAUAGAGCCAGAUCCCUUUUCGUCCAAAACGCGGCGCGUCAGCAACAGAGCCUGUUUUCAAGAAUUUCUGGUACGUCGUCUUCCACACUGUUGAACGAUUCGGUAACGGCGAAUUCUAAAAACGCGUCUACUCGAAAAGCAUCUGUUAUCAUAAUACAGGCACAACUGUCUGAAGCACGAACAUGCUUCGUUUUAAUUUUUUCCGACAUCUUUGCUAAACUUAUGAGCGUUACCUAACUCAUGCCGACCUCUGUAUAUGUUGCUAGGAACUAUCGAAACUUCAAUUAUAUGUACAAUGCAUUAAAUUGAACUUUAUCUUAACGUCAUAGAAACGUAGGAAAUAAUCAAAAUGAUAGGAACUAACGAAGUGGCUACUGUUACUUUGUCGUGUAUGUAAAUAUAUUAUACAAACUUCAUUAUGCUGCAAACAUAAUUUAUUACAUAUAAAAUUGUUUUUUAAACAUUUGAUCCCCCUACUCCCCACAAUUUUCACUAAAUUGUUGUUAUCGAGAUCGGUAAUUUUUUUUAACUUUUUUAUUUGAGGUUUUAAUAAUGCAGUCAAAUACUUGUUAUACAGAUUCAUUGACUGGCCCCGGUUUCCGAGAUUUUAUCAUUUUUAUGCCUUACGGCGCUCAACCAAAUAGAUUUAUAUGAAAAAAUAAAAAAAAAAUAUUUUGUCAGAUUUGGCGAACCCCUCUAGAUAAUCGGCAGAUUAUUAGUAUAGGACAUAAAAAUGAACUGUAUGUAUCUUAAUCUAACGAGCUGGAGUAUUUCAAAAUAGCGAAUUCUUUUGCACAUUAUAAUAAUGGCCGCGAGUUUGCAUUACACUUCUGUGUAAUGAUUGAUGAAUGAGGUUCACUUAAUACCCCAUUAGAAAAUCUGACGCGCUCAAUCCUUUUUUAUUCCAACCCUUAUCUACGACCACCCGCAUCAUGCAAACGAUCAGAUUAACUUAUCAUCUGAACUUUGUAAUCCAAUGGGUAUCUGACGCUUAAUUAAAUCCCCAUUUAGCAUCGUAGUCCCCUACUAAGUAUUCAACUGUAUAUAUAUUAGAAAUAGUACACUUUAGUGUAAUUGCCAUAGUCCUGCAACAUCACGUUCAUAAACUAAUAGACUUAACAUUUAUAAAAAUUAAUAUUUUUUAACGUAAAUCAUAAAAGUUUGGUUAUGAACGUUUACAAUUGGUGAAGUCAAGAUACAAAUUAAUUUGAUCGACUAUAUUUAAAUAUGUAUGUAUUCAUUCAGUUGUAAGAAAAUUUCUAUGCUGAAUUUUUCCACUUUUUCAAAUUAAUCGCUAUAAAUCCCGAUGAAUUUCGUGAUUUAGCCACCAGGUAACUUGUUGAAACAUUUUUUUUAGUAUACAUACCACUUCGAUAUUGUAAAAUUUAUACAUUUUAACGGAGAUAACGUUCAGAUGAUUGUUAGAUUUUAUAGUCACAAAUAUGUUCUUGAAAGCUCAAACCUUAGUAUAAUGUAAUGUUAUAAAAAAUCCCGGUAUAUACAAAUAGUUAUUUAUCAUAAGGAUCGUCAUAUUAUUAUUUUUAUAAAUUGUUUGUUAAUUGAAAUUGAAAAAACAAAAAAUUAAUCGACCAAAUUUUAAAGCUAUAUAGUUGUUGUAUAUACCCGGAGUUAAUUUUUUCACGUCAUGGAGGAUGUAAUCGUUAUUUAUACAAGAAAUAUCUCUAUUAAAUUAGUUUAGUUUAAAAUAUUUAAGGCUAUUUAAAGUUUCCUAACGUGCUUGACUGUAAAGUAGUUUUGACUAAAAUUAUAUUUUUUUUUAAUGAAAUGUAGGCUAUUCUACAGAAUCAGUUGUUUUUCAUGUAACGAAACUGAAAUUUAUAAUGAACAUGGUGUGUCCUACCAUCACACCAACAUUCACGUUUACACAACCUGUAUUUAGUGAUUUGCCCUUGUAGUUUGAUUUGAUAUUAAAAAACUACCAAAUAUUUGAAAAAAAUCGAUGAAAGAACGAUCAGUAAAAUUUAAUGUUUGAAGAUGAUUUCAUGCAAAUGUUGGCCGCGGUUCCGCUUUAAAUAGCCCCAUGCUCAAGGUCCAAUUUUGGCACACUCUCUCCGACAUAUCGGCCGGUAUUUCACGAAUAAAUACUUGAAUAUUGGCUUCCAGUGCGUCAAUCGUUUCUAGUUUAUCCCUGUAGACAUAUGAUGGGUCUCAAACAUAAGAUGAACUGUUCACCGAAGGCGGGUAUCAAUUUGGCCAUUGUUUCGCGUGCUCUGUGACAUUGUCUUGUUGAAACCACAUGCAAUGCAUGUCCAAUUCUCCUAUUUAAAAAAAAGGCCAUCGUCGCUUUUGAAGAAGUACGGCCCGAUGAUGCCACCGGCGCAUAACCCACAUCAAACAGUGACUUUUUCGGGAUGCAUUGAAAGCUCUUGCAAUGCUUUUGACUGGUCUUCACUCCAUGAUGCGGCAAUUUUGCUUGUUGACGUAUCCAUUUAACCAGAAAUGAACGUCACUGAACAAAAUUUUUUGAUAAAAUAGUUUAUCUCCCUACAACUUUUCCAUCGCCCAUUCACCAAAUGUUAGACGUUGUGGGAGAUCGUAUGGCUUCAAUUCUUGCACCAGCCGUAUCUUAUAAGGUUUUACACCCAAAUCCUUUCGCAAAAUAUUCCACGCUGUGGAGUAACGGAGGCCUAUUUGCUGCGAACGGCGGUGAAUGGACAUUUCACAGUCAUGGCGGAUACAGCCGCAAUAUUUUCUUCGGUCCUCACUGUACGUUUGCGUGUUACUGGUUUAAUGUCUGAUAGUAUAAACUGGGUUCGAUAUUUAGUCACAAGCUUUCGAACAGUUCCCUCAGUAGACCGACCAAACUGCCUAUAAAUUGGAAAAGUGCGCAAUGCACUCUCUUAACCGAGCAUGAAUUUUCAUAAGUCGAUUCGUGAUUAAAUUAUUGACCAAACUGAACAAUCUGUCAAAAACUGUGUUGCCAAAAAGAUACCAGUAAAAAAGUCACUUUUUAGUAGGCAAAGUAUGUUUGUAAUGCUACUCAAGAAUCUCUGAAGACACUCGCGAGAUAGCGGGAGGGAAGAAUGCAUCGAGAUCGAACACGCAUGUGAAGCGACAUUGUUUUUUUUCUUGAUACAUAACCUUAUUUUUUUGUUAUAUACAAAUCACGUUCAAUUGAAUAAAGUAUUUUUAGUUUUCUCGAACAAAAUAAAGGGCGAAUUACUACAACAACCUGUUUCGUUCUUUGAGCUGUAUAUGAACCAGAUUCCCCCAGAGAGUUCAAAAUACCUAACCGUGUUAUUGUGAGUGUUGAUGUGUAGUAGUGUUCAGUAUGAAUAUCACCAUUAACAAAUUUCAAUCAGAUUUCACUAUUAAUUAACAAUUCAGAUUUUUAAUUGACUGUUUAAAAGGUCUCGGUAUAUGCAUACAAUGCCAUUUCUAUCAGAAUAUAUGACAAAAACAAAAGUUAAUUGCGUUAUGUAUUCAAUAGAGAAAAAAAGACAAACAUUAUCUCAUUAUAUAACAUGGAAAUAACUCUGUAUAAGGUGAUUCUAAAUUGAUGCGACAAAUUCCAAUUGAUUGCCUGUAUAUUGUUAUGGGUCUUUCUAUAACAAAAUUUCCUUAGACUACUUUGGAUAUAUCACUUCUAACAGCUAUUUCGGAUGAAAUUCAUUUUUUUUUCUUUUUAAGCGAAGAUUCACUUCUUCCAUUCUUAACACAUAAUUCAUUAUUCAAUGAAAAUAUCAUGAAUUUGAAAGUAUUUUCUUUUCCUCAGACUAUUGGUUCUAGAAAAAACUUGAGAAUAAGAAAUGUAUUUAAAUAAACUGACAUUUUAAGUAAUUUCCUUAUUUAAUACCACUAAAUAUAAAAAAAAUUGAUAACAAAUAUGCCGAGGGUUUUUAUUUCUACCAACUCAUAAAUAUAAUUUAAUAAAAAACGGUGGUUACAUUUUCGUAAUUACAAUAUUUACUUUACUCACCAACUCGUAGGGCUUUUAAUAUAUAUUCGGGCUAACCAUGGAUGGUUGACCAUAUUCUUUGUAUUUAAACUACUUUGGAAUAAACUAUUUAUUAAAUAAUAAAAUAAUUACUUAAAUUCGACGAAUGCCAGACUAUUAAAGACCUUGAAUCUGUUUACAGACCACUUUCAAAUACUUAUAUCCUAUUGUACAAAUAAUUAUAUGUAUGAUCGUUAGAGUCACAUAAAUAUAAAAUAAAGUACGUAAUUUGAUACGUAAAUGGAACUUCAAGUAUCUAAAGAACACUUGGAAUCAAUUAACUAUGAUGUGGGUCCCUAUUAGAAUCGUGUACCAUAAAUGAAUAAAAUAAUAUUCUAGUUGGGUAGCUAAAUUUGUUAUUUUUCAUAGUCACAUUAAUAUAAGACAAAUUUGGUAAUCCGAGAGGUACAAGGUAAAAUAAAGAACGUUUUGUACCACCCAACCAGAUGAUUAACAUGAGGUGAGUCAAUGUACAUACACAAAACUGGUCUGAUAUCUCCGAAGAGGAUGAUCCGAGGAAAUUUUGUAUAAGAUCAUUAUUUCAUAAGGGUAAUCUCUUGAAUUUGGAAACACCUCAUCAAUUACUCUGGGGGAUUCUUCUAUUAGUGAUAACUGCCAUAAACUAGUGUUUGUACUUUUGGUGUAUUUACCUACAUAUUAUACAUCAUUUUACUCUAGACUUAUUUGAGACAAAUCUGUGACACUCAAAUAGUUUUGUAAGAAAAUUUCAAAUAACUAAUGUUCAUUUAUUUCUACAAUUUCCCUACCUAUGUGAAAUUAAAAUGGUUUAAUAAAUAAACCAAACCGUUUGAGUACUGCAACGGUUGUUAAAAAAUAAUUUGGUUUAAAAUGUAUACAAUAGUUUAUGGUCGCCUUUAUUGCUGAUAAUUUUCAAGAAUUGUACAUAAGUAUGAUUUUGUAGAAUGGUCUUAUAUAGUAAACAAAAAAUAUUUAGUGUAGUGUCAUCAAUAUUGUUGAAAACUUAUUCACAUUUUUGAAAUGAUUAGAAUUUAAUUCUAUGGAAAAAUGUUUGUAGGGUAAAUUAUAACACAAAAUCCGUCCUCUACAUAACUUAAAAUUAAUAAGUAAGAGGAUUAUAAAAUCGGAAGUUAUUUGUUAAUAUUCUUAUAAAAAUUUUAGUACACAAUAUUGUUUUACCAUUAAACUGAAGUAGAUAGUAGUUAGAUGUUCAAUUGUAUUGUAAAACAUCAGUAAGAUUGCCAAUCGGUUAAAUCAUUUGUAUUUUUUUUUUCAUAUAAAGUAUAUUCUCUAUAAAGACAGUUAUAUACAAGACUAAAACUAAUAGUUGUAAUGAAGUUCAGAGCAUUAGCCCACAACUGAAAGCUCUUCACAACCAGGGCCGGUGAUCCUCUCAUAAGCGAGCGAUCACCAAAGGGAGUGGUUUGAUUGGUAGCGAUAUGGAUUCUCAUGUACCCCUCCGCUCGUAAAUUUAUAAUACGCGCGACUAUUUACGAUAACACCGGUAUAUUAGCGUAUUUUGUCAAAAUCGUUUUUUGUUCUGUACUUGUACUUUCAAUUAAAUGCAAAGAAUUAUUUUCCAGUCUAAAACCAUUUUUUAAUAGACGCAGUAUAAGCUUGGGGGAAUUUUAUUAGUGCAUCGAUUAUUUCAGCAUAUAUGAUAUAAAAUGAUAUAAAAUGAAAAAAUGAAAUAAAUUUUCGAUAAAGUGGGAAAACAGUGUCACAAACAGACCAAUUAUAAGAAAUUAUUAUUUUUUUUACAAAAAAAUCAAUAAUUGUUACUUUAUAACUGAGACAAAGUGUGAUCUAGAUCCCCAAAAUAGUUUAUGACUUGUAAAUUCUUACUUUGCCUUUAAUUGACAAAUGCUUAUUUUGCUAAAUGAUCUCCCUUCGAAAAACCGAUUUUGUAAUUUCCCUUUUCACUUGGUCGAUUUUAUAGUUGACACUACUUGUGUUAGGAUUCUGCUACUGGUAAUGUUGACUCCGAGGUAAUUGAAGCACACAACCUGGUUAUGUAUACCACCAAUUUGCAAUGCUUGUGUGGCUUUUUAUACAUAGUAAAGUAGACGCACUUCAUUCACCACCAUGAUUCAGCCAGGCAAAAGUUUAGAGUCACAUGAUUUAUUAUUUUUUUAUGGAAAUGCUGAUUGAGAUGUACCAUUAUUUUCUUGAUGAGGAUUAAACAUAUCUUACCCUUUACAUCUAAUAAUACAGUACACUUAAACUCUUUUCUGCAAUAUUUCUAUGUAAUUAUCGACGAUAAUUUUAAGUAUUAAAUCACUAACAUUCUUGGAGCAGUUACAUAGUUGAGAAAUUGGCAAAAGGUCUAACGUCAAACCGACUAUGCAUGAUUCUAUAUUCCCUUGGCUGCUUUUAAUGACUCAAAAAUAAUGAGGAACUUUUUCAAUGCUUUUAUGAUUCGAAAAUAGUUUAGAUUAGAUGAAUUAGGGCGAAAGGUCAUGAAUGUACUUUGCUAACACUUUGACCUAUUGUGUACCCCAGACUGUCCACCAGUCAUUUAGCAUAACUUUACCUGCCUGGUGGCUAAGCGGCUUACCUCUUCUGGCUUUAAAAAACUCGAAUGUAAGUACCGUAGUGUUUAUGGAUUGCCUCACACUUGCAAAGGAUGUAUUCGGCGGUUUUCUUUGGUUUUUUACGGAAGCAACAUAAGCUGUCGGGAGUUUCUCCGAUGUUCUUCAGAUGAUAAUUCACUGGACAGUAUCUCAAGUGCGCAUACUACUAACUUUCCUUAGCUCAUCAAUGUUCAAUGAAACGGCCUUUUUGAGACCAAUUAGUGGAAUAGAAAAGACUUGUUUUCGACUAUUUCAGACUUGGGGUCUUAUUCCAUGUUUCUGAUUUCUACUCGUUUUCUCACUUUUUUAUGACUUACACCAGAUGGCUUCUUGGGAAACCUAUGGAAGCUUGUGGUCAUAUGAAAGGAAAAUUGUGUAAUUCAGUAAGAGUAACUUUAUUGUUUGCUCCUAUUCAGUUCAAAGAAUCUAAGCAGUUCUAUACUAGCUCUGAUUCAAUUUUAUAAGAGUUGUAGGGCUGCUCUGCUGAUAGGAUGAAUAUCUCUGCCAUGCAGCAGGUACGUUUUGAGCAAAGAGCUACGCGUGUAAGAAUAGCAUAUGACUCCUACUGGUACUAAGAAUGUUCUGAGCCCAUUGAAAUAGCGAACUUGGUUCCUGUACCUCCCCUACUUGUCCAUUUUACAUCAGUGUAGAAUACUAAUGAGCCUCUGCAUUUUUUCCAUUGUUGUCUACUUAUUAUAAUUUUAUAGUUUUUGGUAAAGCACAUUUUGGUAGACAUGGUCUCCGUGAUCAUUAGAAAUGAUUUCUAUUCUUUUCAAGACAACGAUAUCGAUUAAUAAUUCCCAAUAGAAACGGACAAUAAUGUUUCUAUUCUCUUGAGAAUGCAUGAAUUGAUAAAAAUUGUAUUUUCAAUUAAGUUUUGAAGAAAGAGAAUCGGAAAUCCUCACUGGUUGAUAUUAGUUCUAAUAGAUGUUGGGGUAGGAGUAGAAAUCCAUGAAACGAUCUGAGCUAAUAUCUAAUUUAUGUGAUCUUUUGUAUAACUGUCUACGAUUGGUUCAAUCUUUAAGCCUUCAACAAACACAUUCAUGUUGUCAGUAUAAAAAAUCAGCAUCAGCAUUUUUGUUGAUGUUAAUAUUCACAACAACUCUACUUCGAAUUUAUUUUUGAAAAAUUCAGUUGAUAUACAAUUGAAUACAUGGCACAGUUUAAAACGAAUGGGUACAGACAAACCACUGGUAAUACAAAGUAAAUGUUUGUAUCCCGUUUGCACAUUUUUUGAAUCUAUGUACAUACGGUUUCAAAUGUAAAUAUGAAGAAUUGGGAUUUAUCAUUAUUCAAGAAUCUCUUAUUUGUAAGGUAUUUGUAUAGAUUUUAAUACUUCGGAAUGUUCUUUUACCUGUAGGAUGUUGAAUUUUUAUCACUUUUGUAAUGGCUGAAUCUGUCUUUAACGAAAGCUAUAAGAAAACAAAAUUUUUAUUUACUUCUUUCAAUCUGUCUCAAAUACUUAUGUUAUAAACAGAUUUAGUUUAUAUCUCUCUGAUUAAUGAAACAGAUUUGUUUAGAAUGAAAUUUCAAAGCAAUAAAAAUCAUUGAAAAGAAACGAAAAUAUACCAAAAAUGAAAUAGUGAUUUGAUACAAUAGAUUGGUACCAGUCACCCAGAAGGUAGUAAAUAAGGUGGAUACUUUGAAUAAACAUUUUGAGAAAACUUCUCAAUUGGAUAGAAUUGAACAAAGUGCGAUUCAUCGAGGUUAUAAGCCUCUUAGAUGUUAUGGCUUGGUUACUGACUACUUGUAUACUCAUAAGAACCAAAUAGCAUCCAUGCUGUGUCACCUUCUAUAAGAAAUAGACUCUUUAACUUUUUGUCGCUGUGUUGAUGACAUCUUUGGUAUCAAACCAAGAUCCUUAGAUUAAGAAUUUCUCCUCGAAAAUAUGUGCCGUCCAAGAUGUGUAUGUAUUGGAAGUAAAAAGUUUUUGGAGGUACUUCUGAUUAAAUAUUCAUCACAGCUCACUACGAAUUUGAGUUCUUUUAGCAGUUCAGUGGCUCCAAGUUUGGCGAUGUCCUCGACAAUUUCAUUUCCCCGAUUCCCCUAUGUCUAAAGAUCCAGAGCUAGUCUACCGCCUUUUGGCAAUUACAUUAAGUACCUUGUAACAUUCCAGAAUCAGCUUUGAAUCGGUGGUUAUGUUUUGAAGAGCAGAAGUAGCGAUGCACUUUCUGCGCAGAUGUGUACACUAAUGUGGCUAUUAUCUUGUACAGCAAGAAGGACCUCUGUAUGCUGUCGAUUCGGGCUACAAAACAGAGGCGUACCUUCCUAGGAGAAAAACUAAUUUUUAUGGAAGUUGGAAUACUUCCCUCACCUAUACUUCUUUAGAUACGUAGAUGAACAUAAAGACAUACAAGCUUAGACAAGAGUUGUGCCAUUCUCACAAUAAUACAUAGGUUAAACAACAGAUUGAAUAUAAGGAGGAAUAUUUUUGUUUCUACUCGGAGAAAUGGAUACUGUGAUUUUAUCAGUGUUAUAUAUACAACAUCAAUAAGUGUCAUUUUAAUUUUUGAACUUUAGUGUCAUUAUUUUCAAACACAUAAUUUUUGGUGCUUAUACAAUGUAAGACAGGCGAAUCUAUUUCGUCUCUUUUUCAAAGCUUUAAUAAUAGUACUAACGCACUUUUUAGCACAUGUAAAAUUUAAGCACACAGCUGUGAUUUUGAUUGUGAGAUAUACAAAACCUUUUUUCUUACGAGCUUGAAAUAGAAUUACGAAAUCUAGAUUUACAAUCAUGUAUUGAAAAAAAAAACUACAAUCCUUUAUCCUAUUUCAUUAUUCAAAUGUAUUUAAAUUGUAAUAAUUGAUAAUAGUUUGUAAUAAACUACAUUUGCAGUUUGAGACAA